AUGGCUGACGAAAGGCCGACUUUGGAGUCAACAAACAGGCUUCUUCACGACUUGGAACGGAAGCUAUCGCUAGGGCUGGAGGCGUCUGACCAGACUCACCAGUCACACACGUCGCUGGUUAUCGUGGACCAUAACGUUUCGGGACUUGCAAGACAGAGUAUCCAGCUGAGCGUGCUUCUGUAUAUCAAAAACAACGAUAGUGACUUUGACGCUGAUCUGGUGUUUGCAGACCGCCAGCAACGGCACGUUACACAGUUUGCACGGGAGUAUUCGCCUAGCACGGCGGCGCAGACGAUAGAGAAGGACGACGUGGCGAAGGACGUAGACGAGGCGCUUUUUAACGGGUCGUUUGACAGUCUAGAUCGCAGUCUAGAGGAACACGACGAUUACGACGACUACGACGAUUUUGGAGACGACGACGACGGCGUGGAAGUGGACGAAGACGACGACGACGAUAUGCUACUACCGCCUCUGCCUCCUAGGCUGCCGCCAAGGGAAAUGGAUCCAGAUAAGCUAUAUGGGCUCUACGACUUCCUGGGGCCUGAUCCACUGCAUUGCACGCUUUCUAGGGACGAGCCGGUGUACUUGGUGAACGAUCUGGAUAAUUACUGGUGGCUCAUAAAGAAAAUGACGAAAAAGGAACGCUUGGACCUUGGCUUGAAGCGCCAGGAGCUUUUCCCUGUUUAUUCAGAUGAAGAGGAUGGGAAAAUCGGGUUCGUGCCUGCUGAGUGCUUGGAAACGUACGGUGAACGCUUGGCUCGUCUUAAUUGCUUCAAGAAUGAAGAGUUGGAGAAGACCAGCAGAGAUACGCUUCCGUUGGAGGCGGAAGAAGCUCCAGAGGAGCCUCUCCAGGCAAAAGAAUCCAUUGAGUCGCUUCACGAAGGCUCUACCGAUAGCAUACAACGCUCUGCUACGUCUGUAGUGAGCGAGCAAGAACAGCCGUUUACCUUGGGAAGGACCGGUUCCAUCCUUAAGAAGAGCGGCAGCUUGCGCCAGUCUAACAAGUCCGUCACUUUCGAAACCUCGGUUCUUUGA
This is a messenger RNA of Candidozyma haemuli, 1035 nucleotides long. RefSeq names its product SH3 domain-containing protein. The transcript has a single exon. Gene Ontology annotation, molecular function: protein binding. Lineage: Eukaryota; Fungi; Ascomycota; Pichiomycetes; Serinales; Metschnikowiaceae. Bases 1 to 1035 code for a protein of 344 amino acids. Gene Ontology annotation, biological process: establishment or maintenance of actin cytoskeleton polarity. The record is from RefSeq and is a predicted model, not a curated record. Gene Ontology annotation, cellular component: microtubule cytoskeleton; cell tip.